GUUCGUUGACCAAUCAGCGCCGCGCUGCGCCGAAGCUUCCGCCCGGACUGCGGUCCCGCGCCUGUGCGGACCAAUCAGAGCCCGCCCGGUGAGUCACGUGGUUCCGCAGCACCGAUCACAACUUCCGGUGGCGGUGACAAGGAACGGACGGGACCCUCAAAACUGCCCCGGGGCCCUCCCGGUGGCCGCCAUGGCCCUGAUCGAGUUCCGCCGUGCCCGGGAGCCCGCGGGCCGCUGGAAGGACGGGCAGCUGCAACCGGAGCCGCCGCCGCCGCCGCCUCCCGAGGCCUCCGCGGCCUCCGCCGAUCCCGGUGCCGCAGCUCGGAGCUUCUACGAGAGCUUAUUCACCGAGAGCGGCGGCGCGGAGCCCGCCUCGGAGCCGCCCAGCCCCGCCCACUUCUGCCGCAGCUGCGGGGCCUCGUUCCGUGACUCCCCCGCCCGGCACCGCCGCUCCACCGCGCACCUGCUGGGCCUGCCCGCCGCCCCCGGUUCCGGUUCCGGUUGGGUUCCCGGUCCCGGUUCCGGUUCCGGCGCCUGCUCCGGGCCCGGGUACCGGCUGCUGCUGCGGGCGGGCUGGGCCGGCGGCGGGCUGGGCCCGGCGGGGCGGGGGCGGCUCCUCCCGGUGCCCACGGAGCUCAAACGGGACCGGGCCGGGCUGGGCUGGGCGCGGGGCCGGCACCGGAACCGGGCCCGGAUCUCGCACUUCGGGCCCGGCGACACCGCGGCCGUGGCGGGGCCGAACCGGAAACAGAACCGGGCCCGGUUCGGUUCUGAGGCGGGGCCGGACCGGGGGCAGCACCGGGAGCGGGACCGGGCCCGGUUCGGUACCGAGGAGGCGGAACGGGGAUGGGAGAUCUGGAUGAGGCGGGAAUGGGAACGGGAGGAGGCACCGGAGAAUCCCCUCAGGCACCUGAGGGAGCACCGGGACCACCGGGACCCCCAAAAUCCCGCCCGGGACCCCUUCAGAGACAUCGGGACCCCCCCGAGACCACCGGGACCCCCCUGAGAGGGCCCCGGGACCCCCAAAACCCCUCCUGAGACCCCCCUGAGGCACCUGAGAGGGCCCCGGGACCCCCCCCGGGCGGUUUUUGGACUCUCCCGGAUUUUUGGGGC
Messenger RNA from Zonotrichia leucophrys gambelii, 1113 nucleotides. It is a transcript of the gene GPANK1, whose product is annotated as G-patch domain and ankyrin repeats 1. NCBI's taxonomy places the organism in Eukaryota, Metazoa, Chordata, Aves, Passeriformes, Passerellidae. The record is from RefSeq and is a predicted model, not a curated record. Bases 191 to 1006 code for a protein of 271 amino acids. The transcript is spliced from 2 exons. Gene Ontology annotation, molecular function: nucleic acid binding.